GCGCAGUGGGCUUUUCCGCGCCAUUCCAAACAUGGCGACUCCGCUGGGCGGCAUGUUCUCCGGGCAGCCACCGGGGCCCCCGCCACCAGGGUCUGGACUCCCGGGCCAGGCUUCGCUUCUUCAGGCAGCGCCAGGAGCUCCGAGAAGUUCUAACAGUACCUUGGUGGACGAGUUGGAAUCAUCAUUCGAGGCUUGUUUUGCUUCUCUGGUGAGUCAGGACUAUGUCAAUGGCACCGAUCAGGAAGAAAUUCGAACUGGUGUUGAUCAGUGUAUCCAGAAGUUUCUAGAUAUUGCAAGACAAACAGAAUGUUUUUUCCUGCAAAAAAGAUUGCAGUUGUCUGUUCAGAAGCCAGAUCAAGUUAUCAAAGAGGAUGUCUCAGAACUGAGGAAUGAACUGCAGCGGAAGGAUGCGCUGGUGCAGAAGCACUUGACCAAGCUGAGGCAUUGGCAGCAGGUGCUGGAGGACAUCAACGUGCAGCACAAAAAGCCAGCCGAGAUCCCCCAGGGCUCGUUGGCCUACCUGGAGCAGGCGUCUGCUAAUAUCCCUGCCCCUCUGAAGCAGACCUGAGGCAGCCUUGGACAGACAGUUCUGCCUCUCGGUCCACCUUUGGACUUGGAAUUGGGAAGCACUCUUUGCCAGAGAAUGAGAUAAUUCUGGUUUUAUGCUCCCAAUUAAAACUUCCCCCUAUUUUUAUAAAUUGUUAAUUUCUUGCAUACUUUAUAAAAAGGCUGUAGCUUAGGAAAGUACUUUUAUUUUUGUCUUGUGCAAAGUUGAGACAGUGUGAUGACACUGCAGACUCUUAACGAUUUUUUUUUUUUGUAUUUUUUGUAUGACUUUUCAUCCUCUUUACAUUUGUUAAGUUAGUUUAUGUGAUCUGAGAAAAAGAAUUACUGUAGUCUGAGAAUCAGGGGAAAGGGGUUUUGCUUAGGCCUUUUAGGAUAAUUUCUCCUCAGGCAAUUUAGAAACAUAUCUAAAUUGUGUUCAGACUUUGAACUACCUCAAAAAGAGGAAUCUAAUGCAACCAAGUCUGCAAUGCUUCCGGAGUGUUACAGAAGUUGGUAUUUUGUAAAUAGGUCAGAAGAGGAUUAAAUACCCUAGGUUAGGGUUGUAAUAUUCCAGGGGUCCUUAAGUUCACUCUGGCUUUUAUGUGGGGUGUGUUUGUGUUUAGUGUGGUGCAUACUUUCAUUGGGAGAGGAUGUAGCAGGAGCAGUGAGAUGCUGGGUUUUGACAAGCUCUGCAGAAGUCAGUGGAGAUAACGGCGGAUCCUGUUCUUGCAGGGGAAGUAGCAGGGGUUAAAGCUUACUCUGAUAGUCGUUUAGUUUGAGUUUUGUUUGCUGUGUUCGUGUUUUACUUUUUUGGAGCAAAGACAGUUUCUAGAAAGCUUUUUGCUUGUGAAUUUAAUUUUAAGGGGAUGGGACUUAGGACUGAGGGCUGGGCCCCAGGGUGAUCCUCAGCCUCUGAGCCUCCCCAAAGAGCUGUGGAGCCUCUGUGCUAGGGAGACAUUUUCCCCUCUUGUUGAAUGGGCUUUUCCUUUCCCUGAUGUAUAGAAUCUCUUAGUGGUUGUGUCCCUCCUCCCAAACGUAGACUGCGCUGUCUUCUGGGCUGAGUCUUAGCUGUUUUGUUCUCCCUGGCUUUGAAUGCUCACUGGUUUCCCACCUGGCCCUGGGGCCCUUUCCUGCAGCCUAGGGCGCAGGACUUUGACCUCUUCCCUUGCCCUUGCCCGCUUCACUCUGGGAGGUUAAGGUUGAAUCAGUGUCUGUGGGUCGAUCCUUGAAGACCUGUUGGAGUUAGGUAUUAGUCCCAUGUAUGAUUUAUCAUUGACACAUGAUACUCACUACUUAGUUUUCUGGUGUGUGCGAUGUUUAGCCCUUGGCUCUGAUACCCAGCUGAAGCCAGUGAAUCCCUUCAGUUAUAAACACAGCUUUUACAAGUCAUUUUUGCUUACACUCUAAGAGGGUUAACCUGGUCAUCUCAAAGCUAAUUAGGAACUCUGAUUGGCAGCUUUAAACUUCUUGAUUAAAAACUUAAAGUAUUAGUCCUUAGUAAUAAAGGUGCUCCUCAUGAAAAGAUUUGAGAAUGAUGCUGGUUGGUGCUUAGUGAAAAUACUUUGAACUAAUGUAUGUGCCAGUUAUUGCCACUUCUUUAUUAUAUUGCCAUUUCUGUAUUGUAUUGAAAAGUUUUCUUUUAAAUAAAUAGCAGUUUUUCCAUGUU
Oryctolagus cuniculus (rabbit) is the source of this 2212-nucleotide messenger RNA. RefSeq names its product mediator complex subunit 28 (gene MED28). Gene Ontology annotation, cellular component: mediator complex. The record is from RefSeq and is a predicted model, not a curated record. NCBI's taxonomy places the organism in Eukaryota, Metazoa, Chordata, Mammalia, Lagomorpha, Leporidae.